Molecule: messenger RNA, 666 nt
Organism: Macrosiphum euphorbiae (potato aphid)
Lineage: Eukaryota; Metazoa; Arthropoda; Insecta; Hemiptera; Aphididae
Source: the annotation of a GenBank genome assembly
AUGGCGUCAUCGGUGGCCGUAUCGUCAAUAAUAUUUUUUACAUGCUUGGCAUGCUACUACAACAGUCUCUACUGCGACUUCGUCUUCGACGACAUCAGUGCUAUAAAAGACAACAGAGAUCUAAAACCUCAAACUCCCGUGUGGAACAUAUUUUACAACGAUUUUUGGGGCACGCCGAUGCACAAGGAACAAAGUCACAAGUCGUAUCGUCCUUUGACGGUUUUAACGUUCAGAUGGAAUUACAUGAUCCAUCAGUUGGAGCCCAUGGGAUAUCAUCUCGUGAACAUAUUGCUUCACGCCAUAACAAGUGUUCUCUACUAUAGAGUCUGUCAUACCAUAAUGGCGUCCGAGUUCACUAGUUUUAUGGCUGCCAUGCUUUUUGCUAUUCACCCCAUACACACAGAGGCCGUGACUGGUGUGGUGGGACGAGCAGAGACACUGUCGUCAGUGUUUUACUUAUCUGCGUAUCUGUUGUAUACAGAAGCAACCAAAAGGAAAAAAUAUUCCGGAUGGAAGCCUCUAACACUGUCUGUGGUUUGCUUGUGCGUAGCUAUGCUGUGCAAAGAACAAGGGAUCACAAUAGCCGGAGUUUGUGCUCUUUAUGAAGUUUUCGUCGCACAAAAGGUAAAAUUGGUUCAUAAAUAUUUCGAUAAUGCGCUUUACUAG